Molecule: messenger RNA, 264 nt
Organism: Plasmodium fragile
Lineage: Eukaryota; Apicomplexa; Aconoidasida; Haemosporida; Plasmodiidae
Exons: 1
Coding region: 1-264 (87 amino acids)
Cellular component (GO): intracellular membrane-bounded organelle
Molecular function (GO): 2 iron, 2 sulfur cluster binding
Source: RefSeq, a predicted model, not a curated record
AUGGGAAACGCAUUACUAAAGGAAAAACCAGCCGACGUGUUUAGAAAAAAAGGAGACAUUUUAAAUCUACGGAACUUAAAGGCUGUGCAUGUCGAGAGAGUGUACCCUCCGCUAAAAAAAUCAAAAAAAAUUUCCGUGUGCAGAUGUUGGAAAUCGAAUAACUUCCCAUAUUGUGACAAUGCUCAUCAGAAGUUGCAACAGCAGGGGGUCAUUUGCGGCCCACUGCUUUUAGAAGUUCGACGAAGUAACAAUGCGCCUUCGUAA